AUGGCUGAAGAAUCUGUAUUUGGCUUCAUACGACUACGAAAAACGACUAUUAUACCUUCAAAUAUGUUUUUUCUCUGGUUAGAUACAUCUUCAAAAGACUUUGAAAAAUUCAGAGAUCAAUGUUGUACUGAAACUUCAGUUACUCCAUACGACUGGAAAUUUUAUGAUAGAACAGACGAAUGUUAUCAGUUCAUAAAACAAGCAGAUUCAAAAAAAAAUAUUGUACUUAUCUCAUCGGGUCGUCUUGGUGCAGAUAUUAUUAAUGACUUGCACGAUCUUUCGCAACUUCAUUCGAUUUAUAUAUAUUGUAACAAAAAAGAAAAGUACGAAAUUUGGAAGAUCAAUUAUAAAAAGGUUCGUGGUGUAUUCGAUGAUCCUGUACAAUUAUUUGAUCAAAUGUGUCAGAAUCUUGAUGAAGAAACUCGUCGAUCUCAACUGAACAGUACUUCUGGCAAUGAUAUAGUACCAGCACCAAAAAGUGUGGCUGUUAAAAUUCAUUGCCUUUGUAAGAAUGAGAUUAAAUCUUACUGUCAGCCAAAUAUUUCUUGGUUUCCAUGGCAAACGAGUAGUUGCACUACAUCAUUACCAAUAAAAGGACAAGGAACAAUUGAAAUCUGGCAACAUGAAUCAAUUCCAUUUGAGUUACGAAUAUCAAAUAAACAGGAUCCGAACGAUAAUGCUAGAAAUAGUUAUGCAAUUGUAUUAAAAAUCGAUACUCGUGAAGCACAACUUGGUACAGUCAGUGCUCAGGAUGGACAUAUAUUACGUGUACGAGAUAAUACAACAGAACCACAUCAAGUACUACAAAUGGAUGAUAACCAUUGGCACUGUUAUUGGCUUACUUUCUACGGUGAACAUCGAAUGAUCCAGUAUGGAAUUGGUGAAAUUCGGCCAAAGUUUAAAAUACUUGAGGCAUAUUUUGAAGAACGGGAUAAAGCUUUCAUUGAAAUGGAUCAACUCGAAAACAGUAAGCUUAUACAUCCAUGUGUAAUGAAAAUAUGGCCACCUGGUCAUUAUAGUCCUGUACAUAAUCACGGUGAUGCAUAUGGAAUUAUUCGUAUACUUCAUGGAAGACUUGUUCUAAAAUUCUUUCCAGCUCUUUUAAUUAAUUUGCGACAAAAUCCACCUAUUGAGCAAUUAUUUGAAGAAAAUCAAGUCACAUGGAUGAUUCCUAAAUUCAAUCAAACAUAUCAAAUGCUUAAUCCUGACAUGUAUGGAUCAUGUUGUAUUACUAUUCAUUGUUAUCAAUACGAGACAAACGAUCAAGUAUAUUGCGAACAUUUUGAUUUCAUUACUAAUGAUGGACAUCAUAUUGAACAUUACAAUUGUAUACCUGAUAAUAAUUAUCUUACCUUCAAAAAAAUAAUGAUGAUGGAGUCAAUACAUGAAACUAUUGUGUGA
This is a messenger RNA of Rotaria sordida, 1401 nucleotides long. The record is from the annotation of a GenBank genome assembly. Lineage: Eukaryota; Metazoa; Rotifera; Eurotatoria; Philodinida; Philodinidae.